Polypterus senegalus (gray bichir) is the source of this 6011-nucleotide messenger RNA. RefSeq names its product DnaJ (Hsp40) homolog, subfamily C, member 3a (gene dnajc3a). Bases 106 to 1620 code for a protein of 504 amino acids. The record is from RefSeq and is a predicted model, not a curated record. The transcript has 12 exons. Gene Ontology annotation, molecular function: protein-folding chaperone binding; misfolded protein binding. Gene Ontology annotation, cellular component: endoplasmic reticulum. Gene Ontology annotation, biological process: protein folding in endoplasmic reticulum. Lineage: Eukaryota; Metazoa; Chordata; Cladistia; Polypteriformes; Polypteridae.
GUGGGCAGGAUUUGUGUUUAUCCGGAACCGCAUGCUUACAAACUGAAGAGUUGAAGUAUUACUGCGAUAGUUUUCUGAAUUUUAUUAAAUAUUAUUAAUACGACGAUGGUGUCAUUUGAAUACCGCAUCAAGAAGAUAUUUUCUUAUCUUCCAUUUAUGCUUGUAGUAAUAGAUUUGCAAUACGAAGAAGUGAAAUGCAGUAGGAAUGCAGAAGUUGAAAAUCAUCUUGAAAUGGGAAAGAAACUACUUGCUGCUGGACAGCUAGCAGAUGCUUUGUCUCACUUUCAUUCAGCUGUAGAACUAGAUUCAAAAAAUUACCUGGCUUACUACAGAAGAGCCACUGUGUAUCUUGCAAUGGGCAAAUCAAAAUCGGCACUGCCAGAUCUCAGCAAAGUGAUUGAACUUAAACCUGACUUUACAUCGGCAAGAUUACAGAGAGGAAAUUUGCUGCUUAAACAAGGCCAGUUAGAUGAGGCUGAAGAAGAUUUUAAAAAAGUGCUCCAGUCUAACCCCAGUGAUAAGGAGGAGAAGGAAGCAAAGGCCCAGCUUGUUAAAUCUGAUGAAAUGCAACGUCUCAUGGUUGAAGCAGAGACUCACUUGAGCAGAGAGGAUUACAGUUCUGCGGUUAUUCACCUUGAUAAACUAAUAGAGACUUGUAGUUGGGAUGCAGCUCUAAGAGAGCAUAGAGCUGAUUGUUUCAUAAGCCUUGGAGAACUAGGGAAAGCAAUCAGCGACUUGAAAGCAGCAGCAAAGCUGAAGAAUGACAACACACAAGCUUUCUUUAAAGUCAGUAAGAUCUACUAUCAGCUGGGAGACCACGAAAUGUCACUCAAUGAAAUCCGUGAGUGUCUAAAACUGGAUCCAGACCACAAGCAGUGUUUUGGCCAUUAUAAACAAGUUAAGAAACUAAAUAAGCAGAUCUUGUCUGCAGAGGAAUUGAUUCGAGAUGAGAGGUAUACUGAAGCUAUAAAUAAAUAUGAACUUGUUAUGAAGACGGAACCGAAUGUACUUCAUUAUACAAUGCUAACUAAAGAAAGAAUCUGCCACUGUUUGUCAAAGAAUGAAGAGGCACUUGAAGCAAUCAAAGUAUGCACAGAAGUUUUGAAUUCAAACCCUCAGAAUGUGAAUGCAUUGAAGGACCGUGCUGAAGCGUACAUUUUGGAUGAACAGUACAAGGAAGCUGUGAAAGAUUUUGAAACUGCUCGUGACCACAGUGAGAACGAUCGUCAAGUAACUGAAGGUUUGGAGAGGGCACAGCGACUUCUGAAACAGUCCGAGAGGCGAGACUACUAUAAAAUACUAGGAGUGAAGAGAAAUGCUCAAAAGAAGGAUAUUAUAAAGGCUUACAGAAAACUAGCGCAGCAGUGGCACCCAGAUAACUUCCAAGAUGAAGAAGAGAAGAAAAAGGCAGAGAAGAAAUUUAUUGACAUUGCUUCUGCUAAGGAGGUGCUCACUGAUCCAGAGAUGAGGAAGAAGUUUGAUGCUGGAGAGGAUCCUCUGGACCCAGAAAGUCAGCAAGGAGCAGGUGGAGGUCAGCACUUUUACCGGAGCUGGAACAACUUUCAGGAAUUUAACCCUUUUGGCUCAGGACCUUUCAACUUCAAAUUUCACUUCAACUGAAAUGGAAAAGCAGAAGGGUAGAGGUUGGAGUGGGACCCCUGCUCAUCUUCUCUGGCUGGGUGUUUUGUUCCAAAUGGAGGGUCAUACCUACACAAGAUGCAAUUUAGAGCUUCGCUCAAUCCAGGCCUACUUUGCUGCUUGUGUGGACCCUUCUAAAUAAUCUAAACCUGUUUUAAAGUGAGUGAAUGGUGAUGCCAAAAUUAAGACUUUUGACCUUUUGCUGGUUGCCUCGGUGUUGCUGGCUAACACUACUACUGUGCUGCUGUAUGCAUCUCGGUGGAUGUGUUUCCAACCAAAAUAAGUCAAAGCUGCUUUAUUUAUUAUAAACCAAUAUUUUGUGAGCAUAGUUAACCAGCCCUUUAUAAAUCCAAGAGAAUUGUUGCACUAGCUACCCUAGUUUAAAUACAGUAUGCACCAAUCCCCCUUUCAGAUGGCUCCAAUGGUGACAACAAAGAGAAAUCCUUCUGAAUUUUAUAUUAUCAAAUUUUACACACACACAGAUCUAAGUUAACUACAAUUACAGGACUUUUAUGCCGAUUUAUGUUGGAUAGACGUGAAUUACUUGUUACAGUUGGUGCCACACAUCAGUGUUUGGGUACUUGAGGUCCGUGGCCGGAGAGAGCCACGCCAGUCUUUGAUGUCAAGUGUAGAUAUUCUGUCUUACUUGAGGCUCUGAUGCAGGCAGCACAUUUAUACCGAUUCUUGUAUUGUUGUACCACUGGCUUAUUAAGAAACAUAUUUUAAUCUAAUUUAAGACCGAUAAUAUUCACAAAACAGAGUAUGGAGAGAACUACUAUUGUAGGUGUUCUAACUACAGAAUAUUCUUUUUGUAGUAAUUUACAAAUCUACAGCUUGCAUUAAUUAUCAGUUUAGUCCUUUUUACAAAGACAAAAGAAAAAAGUUGUGGCAACAUUUAAACGAACUUGAAGAGACACAAUUAUGUAGGACUCUUUGGAAAUGGUACCAGUUUGUGUAAUUCCUGUUGACAGACUUGAAAUUAUUGUGAGGACAUGUCAUCUUGGUGUGCGUCUCUCCUGUACUGUCGUCAUGCUAUGUGUGACCAUCUUCAGUUUGUGGCUUUUUUUUUUUUAAUGAUACUUUAAAGGUGAGUACGGUCUUGUCAAAAAAUAUGAAUUUAUUAAGAUAUAUGUAAAUGCGGCAAAAUGUUUUAUGUUCUCAGUCAUUGUUGGUUUUCUGAACAACUUAAAUGUGUGUCCUUGUGUUUUCUGUCACACCCGCGUAUUUCUCAAAGUACAGUUCUGAAUCCUUGUAUUUUAUAUGUUGAAACUGGGCAAGUAUGUAUUAGUAAUGUUUCCACGGGGUCCACUACCGGACUGUGUGUGCAGCGUCCUCGCACACUUGGAAUAAGUCACAGUAUGACUUGCUCAGAUGUUCAGAAAUGUACAAUAGAAUGUGUGGCCAUGUUGUAUUAGCUGUUUAUUGCCAAAUAUCACAUGUGUUAAGUAAGAGGAAAGUUCUAAUGCUUUGUGUAUAAUAGGAUUUGGGAAGGCCCACUUCCAAAAGGAAACAAAAAAGUGUCUAAAGAAUUGCCAGUUUGUUCAUUUUGAGCACUUUAUCAUUAAAGUAUAGUUUUUUUAAUGAAGUUAUUUAAUUGUAAUUUAAAAAUUCCAAAUUCUAAUCAUUGUACAUGUACUGGGUUCUUAUUGAACCAAAUUUUCUUGCCUUGGCAGCAUUGAGGGUUGUUUUAGCGGUGGGGAUGCACCAUUUGUUGGCCUCCUUAACUGUAGUUUUAACUUCUGGGUUGUCUUGAAUUUAAAAAGCUUUGUAAUACAAGUAACUGAAUAAAAAGUGAAUACAUCCUCUUAUUAAUAACUUUAAAAUCAUGAUAUAUUUCCACAAAGGCAAGUUCCAAGUGUUCUCAUUUUUGGGAUCUCGAUGUUAAGCAUUUCUUGUCAAAUCUCAUUUUUCUGCCUGUCCUAGAAGGUUUGGCCCAGCCCAAGCCCUUUUGGAGGGUCCGCUCUCGCACACACAACUGUGAAGCCAGCUAGAUUAACACACAACAGUUUUUCACCCACAGAAACACCCUGGUAGGCACGGAGAGAUCAUUCCAACUCCACACAAACGGGAUGCUGUAUUAGGGAGGUGGCAGCCCCAAUGUUACAUAAAUGGUAAUGUUACAUAGGAUAGUGAUACUAAAGCUACCAUUUGUUGUUACGUGUGAGUGCGUUUGUGGUCUAACAGAGCGGACACCACUUGAGUUAGUCCUACUGUUGUGCUGCGCUGCUUGACACUCGCCAUAGGAUUGUAAUUUAGCUCUGUGAUGUUUCUUGUUGUUCACUGAAGGCGAUCUUGGUGCUUACUGACACCUUUACACCUGCAACAGUGCAGUAAACAGUAAUAUGAGAGCACCUCUCACUUGAGUGACCUACCAGGAGAUCAUCUGGCCAGAGGGCAAUGGAGAAGAAUGAAAUAAAAACUCCAGCUAGCGAUUUUGGGGGUUCGAGGUGUUUAGCAGUAAAACUUCUAGCUAGCUUAGCCCACAUGGCUGCUUUCUCCUAGAACUCCUUAAGUGUAGAGAGUACUUAGCAUAUCCUCCCUUGAGACAAAUAGAAUUUUUCCACAGAAGUUGAAGAAAUAUAACUAACCAACAACACUCUAAAAUACACACAGAGAAUUAAAAAGGGAGAAAUCUUUGGACUUUGGUAAAGAGAGCAGUCACAGUGAGGCGUAUCGCCGUUGGUAUGAGGGGGCCCCCGUAGCAUUUCUCGACCCACUUCUGCUGAGUAAUUCGUUGGCCAACAUUCUCUGUCUCUUUAAUGAGGAUGUGCAGUAUUAUUGAGAGAGGCUGGCAGUUUAUCUUGAUUCUUUCCUCCACUGCUUUGUCAGGAAGGUCCCAAGUGCAUCCCACUACUGAGCCUGCCUUUCCAGUCAGCUUGUUGAUUCGGUGGGCCUCUCCUGAAGUGACGUUACCAGCCCAGCACACCAUGACAGAAUUCUAGAAGAUGUGAAGGAUGACGCUACCCACGUGUAUCGUGAGAGGCAUGCUGUAAUCCAGAGCUGCAUUGUAACGCUGUGCAAGUUCCUGAUGCCAAAGCAUCUAAAGUACUGAUCUCGCUUUUUCUCACUCCAUCCAUUGUAAGAGCUGCCUUCUUCCAUUACAAGCUGAAAGGUGGGAUGUCUGCCCAUCGUACACUCAGUCUGGGCCUGUUUAUCGCUCCCAGUGAACACAGCACACGUACCUCAGAUAGUGUGGAGGAAUGGCUGGCCAGUGUGGACCCAUUUGAACCAGGGAGAAGUGUCAAAAUCCAAAGGGCCAUUGCAGGCGGAAAGUGGACAUCCAGCGUUCCUUCAAAUACUUGAGCUGGUUUCUGAGUUGGGCUCGGCUCGCCUGAAAUGAUUUUUCCCAGACUGCUCCUGGAGAGCCACCUUUGACUUUGUGCUGUGACCGGUCUUCUCGUCCAUUGUUCAUGUUCUCAUCAUACACCAGCACGGUAAGCCUGUCUUCUCAGUCCAUCACAGUUUGUCAUCUUCAUUUUAUGUGACGUUUGUACUCUUGAAGGAUGACAUUUUAAACUGCCACAAAGUGUCCUUGUCCUUAUGAUGUGAAACUUUUACCUUCUUGUUCCUAAAUUUGUUUUUUUUGUUUUUUUUUUAAUUUGUAUUUAAAAAAAUUCUUUUUUUAUACAUGCUGGUAAGUUGUUUAAUGGAAUGACUUAAAAGGUGAAAUUGAAUUUUUAAAUGAUGAUAUGUUUAUAUACCUUGUACACAGCACCAGGUGUACCUGUUUUGACCCAUAAAACAAAAUGUUUAGAAUUGUAAUCCUGCGUUUGCAGCUCCCGCUAAGUGGUCCACACUGUCCAUCCUGCUGCUGGCCACAGGACAACCCCACCCUUUGUAGUGUGCCCUGUAGGACCCCUGAGCAGGGCUGCAGUUGGGUCAGUUCUUUUUGGUUGUACCAACUCGCCCAUGUCUCAUGCACUGCAGCUCACGUUCCCCGCUGCACACACCCAUCAUCCGGCGCGCAUCCCAGCCAUUUCAAAGUUAGGACAACAUCUGCUGCUUCUCAUUUGAGUGCCACAGUUAAUUACUGAAUUAACAGUUGCUGCUGUGAUUACAUUCUUGACAAUAUGGAGCUGCCAUUGACAUCACUGUUUGUCAUCAUGCUGUGUGUCGGCUAAGGGGCCAUUAGGGAGGUUUUGGGGGCUUGAAGGAGUUUAUUUCAUGUUCCUCCUGCUGCUGGGGUGGACGGUUGUCACUGUUGGGAUCAAAGCCGUCUCCCUGUGAUCUGGGGUUCUGUUUUAGAGAGUUCCAGAUUGGAAAAUGCAAGGAGCUAAAAGCCCAUGAGCUGUAGGUAGACUGCUGUCAUGGGGACCCGCCUUGUUGUUUCCUUGAAAUGUAAAGCAAUAUCUAAUAAAGACAUUUAUUUUUAA